This is a messenger RNA of Choloepus didactylus (southern two-toed sloth), 6510 nucleotides long. RefSeq names its product phospholipase C eta 1 (gene PLCH1). Lineage: Eukaryota; Metazoa; Chordata; Mammalia; Pilosa; Megalonychidae. Gene Ontology annotation, molecular function: calcium ion binding; phosphatidylinositol-4,5-bisphosphate phospholipase C activity. Gene Ontology annotation, biological process: lipid metabolic process; phosphatidylinositol-mediated signaling. Bases 269 to 5428 code for a protein of 1719 amino acids. The transcript is spliced from 24 exons. The record is from RefSeq and is a predicted model, not a curated record.
AUGAGAAAGCAGGUUGUGGCGGGCGGCACCCCACUCUUCCCAGCCAGUCUCGGGCUUUCUGCUGGCUGGUGGGGAGAAGCACCCUUCUGGGGGCGCUUUUCUACGCCUCGACAGGGGUUUGGAGUCGGGGUUCACAGGGGCCAAUAACUCUUCACCCAGCACUUCGGAGACUACUCCUGUGCCCGGGACUCCGAAGAGUCCUUCAUCUGCCGAACACUCAAACCUGAGGGCAAUUUGGUUUUGAUGCUGUGCCAGAAAUCUUCUAACAAUGAGUUACUGGAACUUGGAAAGAAGGAACUGUGUGCAGUACCGCAGGCAUUUUCUGGUGGACAACAGUGUGUUUCAUGUCGAAAGAUGCAUGAGUGUAAUGCAGUCCGGGACACAGAUGAUCAAACUGAAGCGUGGGACCAAGGGGCUUGUUCGGCUCUUUUACCUGGAUGAACACCGUACCCGCCUCCGAUGGCGACCCUCAAGGAAGAGUGAAAAGGCAAAGAUAAUUAUCGACUCCAUUUACAAAGUCACCGAGGGCCGGCAGUCUGAAGUAUUCCACAGACUGGCCGAGGGGAACUUCGACCCCAGCUGCUGCUUUACCAUCUACCAUGGCAACCACAUGGAGUCCCUGGACCUCAUCACCUCCAACCCCGAGGAGGCCCGCACCUGGAUAACAGGCCUCAAGUACCUGAUGGCUGGCAUCAGUGAUGAAGACUCCCUUGCCAAAAGGCAGAGGACCCAUGACCAGUGGGUGAAGCAGACCUUUGAGGAAGCCGAUAAGAAUGGUGAUGGCUUGUUGAAUAUUGAAGAGAUACACCAAUUGAUGCAUAAACUAAAUGUCAAUCUGCCCCGAAGAAAAGUCAGACAAAUGUUUCAGAUUCUCGCCGUGCCUUAUUUUUCCCUGUGCCCCUUUCAGGAAGCUGAUACAGAUGAGAACCAGGGAACUUUGACAUUUGAAGAGUUCUGUGUUUUUUACAAAAUGAUGUCAUUGAGACGGGACCUUUAUUUGUUGCUCUUGAGCUACAGUGACAAGAAGGAUCACCUAACAGUGGAAGAAUUGGCCCAGUUUCUGAAGGUGGAGCAAAAGAUGAAUAAUGUGACAACAGAUUAUUGUCUUGACAUCAUAAGGAAGUUUGAAGUUUCGGAAGAAAAUAAGGCAAAAAAUGUUCUUGGCAUAGAAGGCUUCACAAGCUUCAUGCGCAGUCCUGCUUGUGACGUAUUUAACCCGUCACACCAUGAAGUAUAUCAAGAUAUGGAUCAGCCCCUCUGCAACUACUACAUUGCUUCCUCUCACAAUACAUACCUGACUGGGGACCAGCUCCUUUCUCAGUCCAAAGUGGAUAUGUAUGCUCGGGUGCUACAAGAGGGCUGUCGCUGUGUGGAAGUUGACUGUUGGGAUGGCCCUGAUGGAGAACCUGUAGUACACCAUGGUUAUACACUGACUUCAAAAAUUCUCUUCAGAGAUGUUGUGGAGACCAUCAAUAAGCAUGCCUUUGUGAAGAAUGAGUUCCCAGUUAUAUUGUCUAUUGAGAAUCACUGCAGUGUCCAGCAGCAAAGGAAGAUUGCUCAGUACCUGAAGGGAAUAUUCCAAGACAAACUGGACCUGUCAUCUGUAGACACAGGAGAGGGCAAGCAGCUUCCAAGCCCUCAAAGUUUGAAAGGCAAAAUCCUAGUGAAGGGUAAGAAGUUGCCGUAUCACCUGGGGGAUGACGCAGAGGAAGGGGAAGUUUCCGAUGAGGACAGUGCAGAUGAAAUUGAAGAUGAGUGCAAGUUUAAGCUCCAUUAUAAUAACGGAACCACUGAGCAUCAGGUGGAAUCUUUCAUAAGGAAAAAACUGGAGUCACUGUUAAGAGAAUCUCAAAUUCGAGACAAAGAAGAUCCUGACAGUUUCACAGUAAGGGCACUAUUGAAGGCCACUCAUGAAGGCUUAAAUGUACAUUUGAAGCAGAAUCCAGAUAUGAAGGAAAGCGGAAAGAAAUCCCAUGGACGAUCCCUCAUUACCAACUUUGGAAAACAUAAGAAAACCACAAAAUCUCGAUCUAAAUCUUACAGUACUGAUGACGAGGAGGACAUACAGCAGAAUCCUGGCAAGGAAAGUGGCCAGCUAUACAGGUUGGGACGCCGAAGGAAAACCAUGAAGCUCUGCCGUGAACUCUCAGAUUUGGUUGUAUACACAAAUUCCGUGGCGGCCCAAGACAUUGUGGAUGAUGGAACUACAGGAAAUGUGUUAUCAUUCAGUGAAACAAGAGCACAUCAGGUGGUUCAGCAGAAAUCAGAGCAGUUCAUGAUUUAUAACCAAAAGCAACUCACAAGAAUUUACCCCUCUGCCUACCGGAUUGAUUCCAGUAACUUCAACCCUGUGCCCUAUUGGAAUGCAGGCUGCCAGCUAGUGGCACUGAACUACCAGUCCGAAGGGCGAAUGAUGCAGUUAAAUCGAGCCAAAUUCAAGACAAACGGCAAUUGUGGCUACGUCCUCAAGCCUCAGCAGAUGUGCAAAGGUACUUUCAACCCCUUCUCUGGUGAUCCACUUCCUGCCAACCCCAAAAAGCAGCUCAUCCUGAAAGUGAUCAGUGGGCAGCAACUCCCCAAACCUCCAGACUCUAUGUUUGGAGACCGAGGAGAGAUCAUUGAUCCCUUUGUUGAAGUUGAAAUUAUUGGAUUGCCAGUAGAUUGUUGUAAAGAUCAAACCCGCGUAGUGGAUGACAAUGGUUUUAACCCUGUGUGGGAAGAAACCCUGACAUUUACAGUACACAUGCCAGAAAUAGCUUUGGUUCGGUUCCUUGUGUGGGAUCAUGAUCCUAUUGGACGAGACUUUGUUGGGCAAAGAACUGUGACCUUCAGCAGCUUAGUGCCUGGAUACCGGCAUGUGUAUUUAGAAGGACUGACAGAAGCAUCCAUAUUUGUCCACAUAACAAUCAAUGAAAUCUAUGGAAAGUGGAGCCCUUUAAUACUCAACCCCAGUUAUACUAUAUUGCACUUUCUAGGAGCUACAAAGAACCGACAGCUCCAAGGUCUGAAGGGUCUGUUCAACAAGAAUCCCAGACACACGUCUUCAGAAAAUAAUCCCCAUUAUGUUCGGAAACGAUCCAUUGGAGAUAGAAUUCUGCGACGCACAGCCAGUGCUCCUGCCAAAGGCAGGAAAAAGAGCAAAACGGGCUUCCAAGAAAUGGUAGAGAUAAAGGAUUCUGUGUCCGAGGCCACCAGAGAUCAAGACGGUGUCCUCAGGAGGACCACACGGAGUUUGCAGGUUCGCCCUGUCUCUAUGCCUGUUGACAAAAGUCUUCUGGGGACAUUGACGCUGCCUCUAUCUGUAACAGCCAAAGACACCGAAGGAAAAGAAAACUCUCUGGCAGAAGAUAAGGACGGCAGAAGAAGAGGGAAGGCAGGUAUAAAAGACAAAGAUUUUCCAAAUUUCAACAAAAAAUUAUCAUCCUCCUCCAGUGCUCUCCUCCGCAAAGAUAUCAGCCAAGGGGAUUCCACUACUGCUCCUGCCAACCUGUCAAUGACAGGAGAACAGUUGGGAGUGCCAGCUUCUAAGGGUGGGAGAACCAAAUCAAGUCUUGCAAGUGAUUGCCAGGAAAACCAUUGUCCCAACAAACCCCUCUCCCCAAGGCAACAUUUGGUUCUUGAUCCUACAGUUAAAGUAGCACACGAUCUGUGUGGUAUGAAAACCAAAGAAAAUGGGAAUGUUGAGGGCUUUGUGGAAGGGAAAAGCACAUUUUCGGGAAGCAUCCUUUCUCAAAGCAAUCUGGAGAUGAAGAACCCUGAAGGUAAUAGGGAUAAGGGCAGAGCAGCAACAUCUUUUUCUUUGUCAGAUCUCUCCAUGCUCUGUUCUCAUAUGCCUGACUUACAUUCAACUGCAAUUCUGCAAGAGAGUGAAAUUUCUCAUCUUAUCGACAAUGUCACUUUAACAAAUGAGAACGAGCCGGGCAGUUCCAUCUCAGCACUGAUUGGCCAGAUUGACUCGACCUCAGAUCAGGCUGGACUUGCAGUUGUUUCUCAUCUUCAUAAUACCCAAAUGACAUCAGGCCACCCUCCUUUGCCCACCACAGGCCUAAAAACACCCUUCAGGCAUGGCUUUCCCAAGGGAAACCCCAAAGCAUCCUUCCUGUGCUCAUCUCCUGACCCUAUUGCAUCCUCGAGUCCUGAAACCACAGAACAUGCAGCAUACACGGUCAUUCAUGAAACCACCUGCACUCCCAUUUCUAAAACCAAAUCUAAUGAUGACCUUCCUGGUAAGGCCAAGGCAGGGGCCCUGGAAGGCCCCCUGCCUGGGUCCCCUAAUCCUUCUCAUUGCUGGUUACCAAAAAGUCCCAACAACGGAAAACAUUGGGAAAUACUGAAGAACUGCGGCCCUGCCACUUCCACUGAUUUGACACUGGAGGAUAUAAUAGCUGAUCCCACUCUCUGUUUAAAUUCUGGAGAGAGCAGUCUUGUGGAAAUUGAAGGAGAGUCAGAAAAUCUCUCCAUAGCAACCCAUGAAUAUAGUAAAGAGGGCACCAGUCACCUUGCUUCUUUAAAACUGAAACACGGUAAGGAGGUGGCAGAACAUUUUCAAAGCAGUUUAAGAAAUGGCUACUGUAAAGAGACUCUCUACCCAUCUGCCCCUGAAAUAUUCAACAAUAUUCAAGAGGUCAAAAAUCAAAGUAUUUCUUAUCUAGCUUAUCAGGGUGCUGGCUUUGUGCAUAACCAUUUCUCAAAUUCAGAUGCAAAAAUGAACUUGGCCUGCGUACCCCUGCAGUCUAGUGCUCAAGAUAUGCAUGCUUCUGCACCUAAGCAGCCGACACAUCUUCCCUUGCCUGCUCUGAAACUGCCCAGCCCUUGCAAAUCCAAAAGUCUGGGAGACCUAACAUCGGAGGACAUCGCCUGCAACUUUGAGAGCAAGUACCAGUGCAUCAGUAAGAGUUUUGUUACAACUGGCAUGAGAGACAAGAAGGGUGUGACUGUGAAGACAAAGACUUUGGAGCCCACAGAUGCUCUGACCCAGCAGCUAAGGAAGCUCGUGUCCUUCGACCAGGAGGACGGCUGCCAAGGGCUGUAUUCAAAGCAAGAUGUGAAUCAGUUCCCCAGGGCACUAGUCAGAAAGUUGUCAUCCCGAAGUCAGAGCAGAGUGCGCAACAUCGCCAGCCGUGCCAAGGAAAAACAGGAAGCCAAUAAGCAAAAAAGUGUGGCCCCCAACAGUGCGGGAGGAGUGGUUCUCAGAAACAAACCCUCAGCACCCUCGCCCGCUGUCAACCGACACUCCACGGGCUCGUACAUCGCGGGCUACCUGGGUAACCCGAAAGGGGGCAGCCUUGAAGGCCGCGGCAUCCCAGAGGGGGCGUGCGCAGCCCUUCGCCACAGCUACGGCGACCAGUUUUGUGCAGAUAAUCCUGUUUUGCAGACUGAGCCAAGCAGUGAUGAUAAACCAGAAAUUUAUUUUCUCUUGAGACUGUGAAUUAUAGAAAAGCUGCAUUUUCAGUGUUUACAAGGUAUUCCGUAGAGUUUUCAGUUUUCAGUAAAUAUGGUCCUAGGCUUUGAAAUGAUUUCAAAAUGUCUUUCUAAACGCGUAUUUCAGUCUUCCUUUGCCUCCAUGUGUUCCUUCUGCUUACGUGCUUGUACCUAGAUUGGGUGACGUUUCCCAUGUACGUAUGACCCUUUCCCCCUGAGGUGUUGUAAACUGUAUCAGUAUGAAAUAUGUGCAUGCCCUAGAUGUGAAACUUCUCAGCAGCUUGAGUGAGCGAUAAUGUAUGUAUGUUUCUCCAGGAUGUUCUUUGCUAUAUGUGCCCAGAUCAAAGUCACAAAAGUAGUCAUUUUUUACUCUCUAACUGUUGAGUUAAUUAGGAAACUUUGCAAAGGACAAAGGGAUGGAUUCUAUAUUUUUAAAGCCAUUAUCAUGUUUUCUGUUUUUCCUUCUUUGUCAAGAAGCCAGAUGCAUUUUUAUAACUCAGUUAAAUGAAAUCUCUUACUUUGUGAGAUUUCUUCACCUUACCCAGAAUGAGAGAGUUCAAAGGGGAUGAUUGGUAGCUGCAUCCCCUUCCUCCCCCACUUUAGAUAGACUGUGAGGAUAUGAAGGAGAAAGCAAACUUCUGUAUAUAAGGACAAAAUUAUUUGUUUUACAUAAAUUUUGUUACAUAUUUUUGCUAAUGGCUUUGUAUGUAACAAGAACACAAUUGCCAAGCUGUUUGUUGUACUUUUGAAUUUUCUGAUUAAAUUAUAGACUGCGAAUAAUGGCUUUACAGAAUAAGAGACUUCCGUCAGACUCUAACAAUAAUAGUAGCACAAAUUGAAAACUUCCCCAAAGCUAUCAAGGAAAAAAAUAUAUAUUUUGUCAUAAUAAAAUCCAAGUGAUGAACAAGGAAUUAGAAGAAACCUUUUCCCUUCAGGGAGCCAAAUAACUAUAUUUUAGUACCAACAUGCAUUAUUUUCACUGUGAAUCCAUUUUUUAUUGCAUGUUCAGAUGUCCCCCUUUGCUUUUUUGUAACAUUAAAUGCAAUGAUGUUCUUCUUGGAGUUCAUGAAAAUAUAAUUAAAACAGAUU